This is a messenger RNA of Emiliania huxleyi CCMP1516, 1130 nucleotides long. RefSeq lists its product as hypothetical. Gene Ontology annotation, molecular function: water channel activity. Gene Ontology annotation, cellular component: plasma membrane. Gene Ontology annotation, biological process: transmembrane transport. Bases 1 to 876 code for a protein of 291 amino acids. The transcript has 5 exons. The record is from RefSeq and is a predicted model, not a curated record. Lineage: Eukaryota; Haptophyta; Isochrysidales; Noelaerhabdaceae.
AUGCCGAUCGUCGCUUUCGAUGCCACGCCCCGAGAGCCGAUGCCUGGUCGGCGUGAUCUCCUCCGCGGCACCCUCUCCGAGUUUGUCGCUAUGACGCUAUUCGUCUUCUUUGGCUGCGGGGCCGCUGCUUCGAACGCGCAUUUUAGCGACGGUGACUGGGACCCGGCAUCGGUCACCGUCAUCGCGCUCCAGUUCGGGCUCGCCAUCACCGUGCUGGUGUACGCGACUGCCCACACCUCUGGCGGUCACGUCAACGCGGCGGUCACUCUCGGGCUGACGGUCUCCGGCAAGUGCCACCCCAUCCGCGGCGCGGCCUACUUCAUCGCGCAAAUGCUCGGCUCCAUCGCCGGCGCAGCGAUACUCAAAGGCGCGACGCACGGCGACGCGGGAGGAGAGGACCUCGACCGGUCGGGCAGCCUCGGCUCGAACGGGCUGCAGAACGCGUCGGUCAACCACCACAACGCGGUCGCCUUUGAGUUUGUGGGCACUCUCGUCCCUCAUGCACGCGGCACCUUUCUCCUCAUGUACACCGUCCUCGAGACGGCGGUCAACGGGCAGUCGCUCUGCACCGACGGCGAGCCAUCUCCCCCCAGCCCUGUCUGCAUCCCGGUGACGGGCUGCUCGAUCAAUCCGACGCGCUCCUUCGGGCGCGGGCCGCCUGCCGUCGUCUCUAACACGUGGGACGACCACUGGGUCUGGUGGGUCGGACCAUGCGCCGGCUCGCUCGGCGCCACGAUGGUCUGGCUGGUGAUGAUGAGCCUCGAGGAGCCCGAGGUCGUCACGCGGCGCAAGACGCUCGCGGCCUCGCCGUCGGCGGGAAGCAUCGACGGCCGUUACACCGAGAAGGCGCCGCCCGGCACCCUGCCGGCAAACUAGGGGGGCAGGAACGGCCUAGCUGGUCGCGAAGGACACUAGACGGCGAGGGGUCGCGGUGGCGUCCAUCGCCAGGCUCCCUAGCAUGCUCAACCGACGACCCUCGUACCUCGGGAUCGACGGCCGAUCGUCCAUGCGAGGGGUGGUUGCCCGCACGCCGCCUUGCCCGCAAGCUAGACGCGAGCGAGUGUCGAGAGCUGUGGAGUGUGGGGAGCCACGGGGAUGGGGAGUUGACUUGAAAAGAUAUGUACCACCGA